Psammomys obesus (fat sand rat) is the source of this 4106-nucleotide messenger RNA. RefSeq names its product solute carrier family 35 member E1 (gene Slc35e1). Gene Ontology annotation, molecular function: antiporter activity. The transcript is spliced from 6 exons. Bases 16 to 1239 code for a protein of 407 amino acids. Gene Ontology annotation, cellular component: Golgi apparatus. The record is from RefSeq and is a predicted model, not a curated record. Lineage: Eukaryota; Metazoa; Chordata; Mammalia; Rodentia; Muridae.
GGCCGCUUUGGCAGGAUGGCGGCGGCGGCAGCCGCGGGUCCCGGCGCGGGCGCGGGGGUCCCGGGCGCGGGCGGCGGUGGCGGGGCUCGCGAGGGCGCGCGGGUGGCGGCGCUGUGUCUACUGUGGUACGCGCUGAGCGCGGGCGGUAACGUGGUCAACAAGGUGAUUCUCAGCGCCUUCCCGUUCCCGGUCACCGUGUCGCUGUGCCACAUCCUAGCGCUGUGCGCGGGGCUGCCGCCGCUGCUGCGCGCCUGGCGCGUGCCGCCCGCGCCGCCGGUGUCCGGUCCCGGCCCGCAUCCGGCGUCCGGCCCUCUGCUGCCGCCGCGCUUCUACCCGCGUUACGUGCUGCCGCUCGCCUUUGGCAAGUACUUCGCGUCGGUGUCGGCGCACGUCAGCAUAUGGAAGGUGCCGGUGUCCUACGCGCACACCGUCAAGGCCACCAUGCCCAUCUGGGUGGUCCUCCUGUCUCGGAUCAUCAUGAAGGAGAAACAGAGCACCAAGGUGUACCUGUCACUGGUUCCCAUCAUCAGCGGAGUCCUGCUGGCUACUGUCACAGAGCUGUCCUUCGACGUGUGGGGGCUGGUCAGCGCCUUGGCAGCCACGCUCUGCUUCUCCCUUCAGAACAUCUUCUCCAAAAAGGUGUUGAGGGACUCCAGGAUCCACCACCUGCGGUUGCUCAAUAUCCUGGGCUGCCACGCCGUGUUCUUCAUGAUCCCCACAUGGGUCCUGGUGGACCUCUCCACCUUCCUGGUCAGCAGCGACCUGGCCUAUGUGUCUCAGUGGCCCUGGACGCUACUGCUCUUGGCAGUCAGUGGCUUCUGCAACUUUGCACAGAAUGUCAUCGCCUUCAGCAUUCUCAACCUCAUCAGCCCGCUCAGCUACUCGGUGGCCAACGCCACCAAAAGGAUCAUGGUCAUCACCGUGUCCCUCAUCAUGCUGCGCAACCCAGUGACCAGCACCAAUGUCCUGGGCAUGAUGACUGCCAUCCUGGGUGUCUUUCUAUACAACAAGACCAAGUAUGACGCAAACCAGCAGGCCCGCCGCCACCUCCUCCCUGUCUCCACUUUGGACCUGAGCAGCAGAGAGCACUUGCGGAGCCCGAUGGAGAAGCCACACAAUGGUGCACUGUUCCCCCAGCAGGGUGACUUCCAGUACCGCAACAUCCUCCUCACAGACCACUUCCAGUACAGCCGCCAGGGUCACCCAAAUUCCUACACCCUCAGCCGGCACGAUGUGUAAGGGCCUGCCAGGCCAGGCCUCCUGCACCAUCUCUCUGAGCCUAGCAGCUUCAGAACAUUCUGGCAGCCUGGCUGAGCACAUGACACAUGGCACACCAUCAGGGGAGCCCUGGGUCUUGGCCCCUGUUGGAUUGUGGGAUGUGAUCACAGCACAGACAGCCACAGGCUCUAGGCAGGAGAGACAGAAACAGAUCCUGUUUUCUGCUUCGUCCCAGAGGCCACACUCUGCUGGCACACAGGGUUGUCUGCUGGAACUUAUGGUAACAACAGAGACCUGAUCCUCAGAACUGGCACCACAUUGGCUACAGUCCUAGAAGCCAGCAGAAGGUGGCAUCUGGGUUAUCAAGGAUCGGACAGCAGGGCCGUAGCCCAGAAGUAUAGAGGGCUGACACUGGUGGCAGUGCCUGUCCCCAGCAAGAGCUCCAGGGUGCCCCAAGGCAGUUGGCCACUUACAGUUAGUGCUGCCCUGGGGCAGAUCUACAGUUACCAUCAUCCAUUGGCUGUGACCAUCCUCUGCCUUGUGGGUGCCCGAGUGGGACAUAGUCCUCUGGGCCUUGGUGGCCCUUGAACUCUAGAGGAGGUGGUGGCUGCUGUUACCUCAGCUGCAUUCCAUCCUUGUGAAUGCACAGAAGGUCGGAUAGUGGCCACAGUAAUUUCCUUGAGUUUCUCUGGGGAGUAUCUCAUUAGCUAUGGGAGCUUUCGCACCGGAGUCCCAUCGGUGCUGUACCAGGGCUAGCCAGUAGAGCGGAAACUGUCUUGACUCAUUUCAAAAUAUGGGGUGUUUGUCGCUGGAACCAGUCCCUGCAGGCUCAGUGGUAGCUGGCAAUGCUGAAGGGUACUGAAGCUGCAGCCGCAAUAGCAGGAGGUGGUAUCCACACUCCGAGUACAGUGUUCUUGUCCAUGAGAAGACCACAUGUGUAUCAAGAUCUGAACUGUGUCCCAACAAGUGGGACACCAAGCAGGUCUUGUUUUUUUUAGUUAAUAAUCAAUUUGAGGCUGGGGUUGGUAGAGUGUCUGCCUAGCAUGCGGGCAGCCUUAGCUUCAGUCCCUGGCUUCACAGAUAACCAUGUGAGUGCUGCAGGCCUGCCUUCCUGGCACUCUGGAAGCAGACAGGAUGAUCUGGAGGACAAGGUCCUCAGCUACAUAGCGAGUCCCAGACCAGCCUGGGCUACAUGAGAGGCUGGCUUAAGGCUGGUGUGGCAGUGCAAGGAGAACCUGUUGGUAGGCAGAAGUGUGGAUUCUGUUAUGGGCACAGCAGGUAAAUGGCAGGGUUAGCUUGGGGUGUCGUGGGUCUUGGGGUUGGUUUGUUUAUUUGUUUUUGAGACAGGCUGGCCUUGAACUCAUGAGAUCUACCUGUCUCCACCCUCUGGAGUGCUGGGAUUAAAAGCAUGUACCAUCACGCCCAGAUGGAAUCACCCUCACUAAGGCUCACAGGCUGCCCUUUAACCCUUAGCAUUCUUUGUGCCUCUGUCUCCAUCGCUAAGCACUAAGCUGACAAGUGUGUCAUGGUGCCCCAGUCCUGAACUCCUGAUUCCUUGGGUCCCUCUGCUUUUGAUUACUUGGAGUUUUGUACUGAAGGUUAGUUUAUGACCUUAGCCUCCUGCUUGUCUGAGACUUGGCAACCACAGCCACGGGACAGUCCCCUCUGCCUUGCUUACUGGUUUGCAGAUGUUCAGACCCCACCACCACAGAGUGGGAAGGAGCACCUUGCUAAGGUGAUCAGUCAGGUUCUCCUCACUGUGGAGAUGGUCCUGAGACACCUGACACUGCAGAGGCCCCCAUGGUGCCCCUGACUCAGCACUGAACUCAGAAUGAAUUGCGUCCUUUUGGAUUUCCAUGAUGUUGCUGUAUUUUUUUUUUUUUUUCCCCAGGGAGGGAAAAGGCCCAUCUCACUUUUCUUAUGGUUUAUAUAUUAGUAAAUGGGAUAUUUAAUUCUACUCAUAGGCUUCCAGCAAGUGUGAACACUAGAAUGGAUGCGACAAUCAGGUUAGACCAGAUUUUCAGAUCAUAAGACAAAGAGCUGGGGCUGCAGCUCAGUGGGACAGUGCUUGCCUGGCACGGGUGAAGUCCUUCGUUCCAUCCUCAGCACCCCAAUGCUCAGGAUGCUGAAGCAAUUAAGAUCAGGAGUUCAGGGUAAUCUCUGGCUACAUAGUGUGUUUGAAGCCAGCCUGGGCUACACGAGACAAACAGCAAACAAAACAAGAGACCUGAUGGUCCACAGUUUACUUUGGCCCAUUCAGUCACAUUAGCCUCACACCUUGCCCCCUGCCACAUUCACCUCCCUCUACCGGUUUGUUCCAUCCCACCUCUGUUAGACAUUCAUAUUAGAGAAUUUAUGUUGCUCUCCUCAUAUACCCUUUGAAAUGGCUUGGCCAAAACACUGAUCCUGACCUACCCACCUCUUUCAUUUCACAGAAGGGUUAACUGAGACUUAAGACUUUUAUAAGUCUGUUCACUGUUACAGCACUUGGGUCUUUUUGUUAUUUAUUUCUUUGAGAUGGUGUCUGCCUUAGCCCAGGCUGGCCACAGAAUAGAAGCGCAGGCUGAUGCUGGCCAGGAGCUGCCACACGCAGCACCUUAUUUUAUAUCAUUUAUUCUACAGAAAAUUCAAAACUCCUUUGACGGAGGAAAUGAGCUAGGUGUGUUGAGGCAGGAGAGUAUUUGAGACUUGAUUUCUCUGUGUGUUUGGAGGUCUCCGAGCAGUGGGUUCUCCAUGAUCAGACCUGAGCCCCCAAACCUCAGGGUCUGAAACGGGGAAAUUGUCAUGUUCCUUGUUUUCCAUUGUCAUCAUCUUCAGGCUCCUGUGUCAUAGACUGUUCUGUGGGAAUAGCUGUGUUCACCAAAAAUAAAUGAUGAUGGUCUCUAGGA